CGUGUGGCAAGUAAAGUGCGCAAAGUGCGAUGCUACGUUCUGCUGCUACCAUUUUGACCGGUCAUUCGAAGUUGAUCUGCCGUGCGGAUAGUAUCGUGCCGUGUGUUUCGCUCCCGGUUAGCAGCCAUUUUACGAGUACAAACCGUAGCAGCAGCAGCAGCAGUAAUUGUCGCUGUCGAAUAAAAACGAAGAGCAGAUAGUAAAGCAAAAAGAAACACGAUGGGAUACAGCCUAGGAACGGAGGAGCUUUCCAGCAAGUCGAGCGGACUGUGGCGUGCGCUGCUGGCCGAGUUUGUAGGCAUUUUCAUACUGAAUUUCUUCGCUUGCGCCGCCUGUACGCAUGCGAAUGGAGAUAAAACGCUGAUCUCGCUGGCAUUCGGGCUGAGCGUGUUCAUGGUGGUGAUGUCGAUCGGACACAUCAGCGGUGGCCACAUCAAUCCCGCCGUGACGGCUGGAAUGUUGGCCGCGGGCAAGGUUAGCCUGAUCCGUGCGCUGAUGUACGUUGCGGCCCAGUGUGCCGGUGCCGUUGCGGCCACCACCGCCCUCGAUGUGCUGAUUCCGAAAAGCUUCCAGAACGGGCUCGGCAACACCGGGCUGAAGGAGGGCGUCACCGAUAUGCAGGGGCUCGGGUUCGAGUUCUUCCUCGGCUUCGUGCUGGUGCUGUGCGUGUUUGGCGUCUGUGACGAGAACAAACCGGACUCGCGCUUUGUGGCACCGCUAGCCAUCGGGCUAACGGUUACGCUCGGCCAUCUGGGCGUGGUGGAGUACACUGGGUCAAGCAUGAACCCGGCCCGUUCCUUCGGCACCGCAUUCGUCACGGACAGCUGGGCUCAUCACUGGAUCUACUGGGCUGGACCGAUCCUGGGCGGUGUUACGGCGGCUCUGCUCUACUGUCAACUGUUCAAGGCACCGACCGCCAGCGAUGCUUCCGAGCGCUACCGUACCAGCGCGGACGAUAAGGAGGUAAUGUUGAACCUAAUGAAACAUGCCGCACUGGAGGAAUCGGUUAUUACGACGUGAAAUCCAGUACGGGAAACCCCCGAAACCGAUCAUCAUCUCACAAUCACGAUCUCAUCUCAUCCGCACCGCAACUUCACAUCCGCAUUUUAAUGUGUUUUAUCCCCUUUACAGGAGAUUUAUUUGUUAUGUUUUAUUGUGUUAUCAUUGUUAUCGUUUUUUUAUGAAUUAAAGCAACCGUUUACACGGUUGGUUUCGUCUGUCAUUUAUAGCUGGCUUGACUGUGUUUUCAUCACCACUCACAUCCACUUCACACCAUCGUUCGCCACGCUCAGUCGAGCAUGGCGUUCAUCACGAUCAUCAUCAUCACUCCCCCGUCUAGUUAGCCAACGGUUGUCUUAAUGUUUCACUCUCGUUUUUCCCUGCUCCGUUUUGUUCUAGAUGCGUCGACUGGACGGCAAGCAUGAUAUGGCGUAAAUGAUCGUCCCCUCGCACCCCGAGGAGGGCUGAAUUGAACCCCUUUACUCUGUGUGUCCCGUCGACUGUUGUGGUACCGUUGUGGUGUGUUAUGUUUUCUGUGUUGCCGUUUUACUAAUUGUGACCUCAUCCCCUUGUCCACGUGGAGUUUAGUUUUCCUCUUUUUCUCAGUCCGAGCAACGGAUGGACGAGAAGACGUGUCCGGUUUAUGUUUAAGCUGUGUUGCAGGUGUCACUUGAAAACGCAAAUCAUCUUCAUCUGUAGCUGGGUCGCUUGGUAUAUCGUGAGAUAUGCGACGAAGGUGUAUCCAGAUGCAUUAACUAUAAUAAACUUAUAGAAUUAUUGAUAGUUACUAAACUGAA
This is a messenger RNA of Anopheles gambiae (African malaria mosquito), 1796 nucleotides long. It is a transcript of the gene Prip, whose product is annotated as aquaporin FA-CHIP. Bases 220 to 1020 code for a protein of 266 amino acids. The transcript is spliced from 5 exons. Gene Ontology annotation, molecular function: water channel activity. Gene Ontology annotation, biological process: transmembrane transport. NCBI's taxonomy places the organism in Eukaryota, Metazoa, Arthropoda, Insecta, Diptera, Culicidae. Gene Ontology annotation, cellular component: plasma membrane. The record is from RefSeq and is a predicted model, not a curated record.